Melampsora larici-populina 98AG31 is the source of this 738-nucleotide messenger RNA. RefSeq lists its product as uncharacterized. Bases 1 to 738 code for a protein of 245 amino acids. The record is from RefSeq and is a predicted model, not a curated record. The transcript has 8 exons. NCBI's taxonomy places the organism in Eukaryota, Fungi, Basidiomycota, Pucciniomycetes, Pucciniales, Melampsoraceae.
AUGAAACGAGCCUACUCAGCUUUGGUAGAAUACAUGCGAUAUCAUCUCGACAAUACUUACGCUAUACUUACUGCUUUAAGGAUUUUAGAUCUUCCAAUUGAUAGGAAUACAUUACCUCAUGAAAGACCGAACCAGACACUUGGGGCUUCAUAUCCCAUAGAAUCACAACCUACUCGUCCGAGCCCAUUACCAAUACCCUGCCACCAUCAUCAACUUAACCAGAUGCAAAGAAGACGAGUCGGAGACAAUCUCAAUGAACCACUUGGCAUAAUCAGAUUCACAAACAGAUCAAUUGUGACAGUCUUCAACAGGCCUAUCCUCUUGGUAGGUGCGAGUGUAUCUGAUGGUUGUUACUAUCAUUCAAAAUAUCAAGCCACUAAGCGUGACUUUAUCCAUCCAGGUCUUACAAUGUCGAAACAUUUUGGAAGAACAGGCUGGCUUAAGCUAUGUCUACCUCAUGAACGUCAACUCCCUCUUAUCAGAUCUGCUGUAGGAAGAUCAGUUUGGUCUGCGAGGAUAUUGAACAUACUUCUGAAUACAUUCCAGCUGUCAGGGGAGCUAAUUUAUUGUCAAACAUCACAUCCAAACUACAUUCAUUAUCAUGGAAUUUCAAUCGGUCAAAACAUAAUCCACCCGCUCAAAUUGCUACAAUCUCAACAACACCUGUGGAUUGCUCAUAUCACUUUUAAGGAUCACCAUUCAACAUACAAAAGACACCAAUCACCAUCAAUUGAUUAG